This is a messenger RNA of Gopherus flavomarginatus (Mexican gopher tortoise), 1167 nucleotides long. It is a transcript of the gene RDM1, whose product is annotated as RAD52 motif containing 1. Gene Ontology annotation, cellular component: nucleolus. The record is from RefSeq and is a predicted model, not a curated record. NCBI's taxonomy places the organism in Eukaryota, Metazoa, Chordata, Testudines, Testudinidae. Gene Ontology annotation, molecular function: RNA binding.
GCUGGCGGCGAGGCGGGCCUGGCAGCUGUUGCUGAGUCCCGCAUGGCGCUGGCGGCCCGCCCCGAGGUGCUGGGCUUCCGGGUCCCUACGGAGAGCGGCAAGGCCCUGCUGGUCUGGGGGUUGGAGGAGGGGGCGGAGGUGAGACCCCCUCCCCGCGAGCUGCAGGCCAGGGCGGGGCCUCCCCGGGUCACCGCCGGAAUCGCUGAUGCCCAGGGGCACCAUUCUCUGUUUUCAGUAUUUUCUGAAUUUGGGUUGCUGUAUUCAGUUCGAGUUCACAGAAAUGCUGCAGUCGCGGGGCCUGGGUUUUAUGCUCUGGUCAAGUUCUAUUCAGCUAGAGAUGCCUGCAGAGCCCAACGCGCGUGCAACAGGCAAAGAUUAUUUCAGAAAUCUCCCUUAAAGGUUUGCAUUUGCACCAGACAGAAGGCCUUUCAGCAGCAAGUCCUUGCUCUGAGGAGUUACAAGUGUAAGGAAUUAGCCAAUUACUACCUUGGCUUCAAUGGCUGGUCGAACCGGAUCAUUACGCUGCAGAAUAUUUCUGGGUUUGACGUGGAGAAUGAGGAGCUUGGAGGGUUACCAGAGAGGCAGUGCCUGAAAUACCUGUGCGUUGUGGAAGUAACACUGCCCCAUCAUGGGAUCUGCACCAGAGGACUUGGCAUUGGUGAGGCAUACGUAGAAAAUGGCCGAGAUCCCCUUGAGUUUGUCAUGAAAACAGGAAAUGUUCAGAAACUUGCAGCUGAGAGAGCUCUGUCGGAUGCAUUUCAGAAGAUACUUCUCAUAGUUUUAGAGAAUGGUAAGGUGGCUGUGGAGUACAACUCUGCCCAAGAGGAACCUAUUGAUUCCUUAACAGACGAGGAGCUGAAGGGACUUAUUCAGGUCAAUGACUUGUCCUUGGAGCAGCUGAACCUUGAAGAAGAAGAAGAAUUCUUGUCUGAUUUCUGUUUUGAUGAAGAGCACCUUCUGGAGGAGAGACAAUCUAAUUAGUGUGGCUUAAAGUAUUCUGGGAGUUUUACAGUAUUUCAAAACGUUGCUCAGGAAUGAAAGCAUAAGGCUGUGACAUUGCACAUGCUAAAUGUUUUAGAUGCCUUAUUUCUUUCUGAUUAUACAGUGGUGGAAAUAAAUGGAUCAUCUACUGUUACUAAAAUAAAGACAGACAAACAUAGCUAAGGA